AUGGCUUAAGAUAUAUGUGCAUCUUGUUAUCUGGUGAGCCGCGUCUUAGCGCUUAUUUGUUUCUUAACAACAACGGAGCAAGAAGCAUCAUGGCAGAAAAGUUUAAAAAAAAAAGCGACAUGAAGCUGCAGCAAGAGCAGAUGUUGCAACAGCAACAUCGGAUUAAUCAGCUCUUGCAGCAGCAACAGCAAAUGUUACAGCUGUUGUUACAACAACAGCCGCAACAACAGCCGCAGCAACAACUGCAACCAUUGCAGCAGCAGGAGCAGCAGCAGCAGCAAGAAAUUAACGAUAUAAUUUACUGGUGUUAUGAGUGACACACUCAUAACGAUAAGGUGUCAGUAACACGAUGACGUAAGUCGGUCAGCUGCA
This is a messenger RNA of Monomorium pharaonis (pharaoh ant), 372 nucleotides long. RefSeq lists its product as uncharacterized. The record is from RefSeq and is a predicted model, not a curated record. The transcript has 2 exons. Bases 15 to 317 code for a protein of 100 amino acids. Lineage: Eukaryota; Metazoa; Arthropoda; Insecta; Hymenoptera; Formicidae.